AUGCGCGGUCUGGAACGAGAGAGAAGAGCGAGCGAGCAACGCAUGGCGCCAGCCGAGGCAGUCGAUCCCGCUAUGCCCGUCCACGAGGGCUACAAGAGCCAAUGGGCGCGUUACCGCAACAUAUAUCGUGGCGAGCUCGCGGAGUUUCUCGCGACAUUGGUCCUCAUAGUAAUAGGCGCAGGUGUAAAUUGCCAGUAUACACUACAGAACAGCGGUGUCGCCCUUAGUGUUCCUCUCACCUGGGCGUUUGGUGUGGCUGGCGCAGUCUGGGUGAGUGGCGGCGUCAGCGGUGGGCAUCUCAACCCAGUCAUCACCAUCUCUCUGGCACUCUUCCGCGGAUUUCCUUGGAGGAAAGUCCCCACCUACGUUGUGGCGCAGGUUGUGGGAUGUUUCACUGGUGCUUGCGUAGCAUAUGCCAACUACUACUAUUCUGUAGAUCAGUAUGAGCAUGGCUUACGCACUAUUCACGGUCACACCGCCACAGCUGGCCUAUUCUUCACAAUGCCCCAACCAUAUCUGCCCGCUUUCAACUGCUUUUUCGACGAAUUCUUAGGCACCGCUGUGCUCGUUGGUAUAGUCUUUGCCCUCUCUGAUAGAUCAAACCUCAGCCCUCCACAUGGCACAAUGCCUUUCGCGCUCUUUCUCACCAUCUUUGGUUUGGGUGCUGCCCUAGGCGGUAACACAGCGGGUGGGUUUAAUCCAGCGCGUGACUUGGGUCCUAGACUCAUGUGUUGGCUUGUCGGAUAUGGCGAUGAAGUGUGGUCUUUCUUCGGUCAGUAUUGGCUUUGGUGUGGUUGGCUUGCCCCGCUUAGUGGGGGUAUCGCUGGGGCUUUAGUUUAUGAUGUCUUCAUUUACUCUGGUACUGAUUCACCGAUUAACACCAGCAAACACCCGGAUACUCUCGAAUCCAGCCACGCUUAG
Wallemia ichthyophaga EXF-994 is the source of this 921-nucleotide messenger RNA. RefSeq lists its product as uncharacterized. Gene Ontology annotation, cellular component: plasma membrane. The record is from RefSeq and is a predicted model, not a curated record. Gene Ontology annotation, molecular function: glycerol channel activity; water channel activity. Lineage: Eukaryota; Fungi; Basidiomycota; Wallemiomycetes; Wallemiales; Wallemiaceae. The coding region runs from base 1 to 921 and encodes 306 amino acids. Gene Ontology annotation, biological process: glycerol transmembrane transport; water transport. The transcript is spliced from 2 exons.